UUCUUCACCAUCUUCAAUCGCAUCAAAACAGCCAGAAGCUCCUUUCGAUUCACACUUCCGCCAUGGAUUUCUGGCAGAAGGCUCGGACAUUCGCCGAAGAUGCAGCCAAGAGAUCACAGGAGUUAACCAAGGAGGCUGCGAAACGAUCACAGGAGCUUACCAAAGAAGCCGCGAAGCGAUCGCAGGAGUUCACCAUUGGAUCAUCCAAGCUAUCUGACAUCGUAUUGGAGGCGUCAAAACGUUCCAAGGAGAUCGCUGCUGAGGCGUCGAAGAAGGCUGAUUUGAUUAAGGUUGAAGCGUUGAAACGUGCUGAUCAGAUCAAGUCUCAGAUUCCUUCCACUUCUGCCGCGAUCUCGCAACUUGUUGAUUCUUCGCCGAAGCAGGUUGGGGGCACUUCGCCCGAGGAUCUCGAGAAGUUUGGAAUUACGGAUGAGCUACGAGAAUUUGUGAAGGAGAUCACAUUAAAUACGUUUCGAGAUUUCCCGCUAGAGGAUGACUCAGAAAUGUCUGAUAUUCCUACGAUCUCAAAUGUUCGACAAGAUCUUACAAAGUGGCAAGAAAUACAUGCUAAACUUGUUCUCUCAACUGUAAAGGAAAUCUCAAAGUUGAGGUACGAGUUGUGCCCACGUGUCAUGAGAGAGAGGAAAUUCUGGAGGAUAUACUUUCUCCUUGUAAAUAGUCACGUGACUCCUUAUGAAAAGCGGUACAUGGAAGAGGAAAAUAAAAAAUCUGUUGAAAAGGUGAAAGAUGAUAGUGCAGUGGGGACUACCGCAGCUGAAACUGUUGCUAAAACAGAAGGAAAUGGAGCAAAUCAAAAGCCUAAAAGUGCGGCAGCCUCGAAGUCAUCUGACCAGGACUUGGAUGUCUUUCUCUUGGGAGAUCUUGGUGACAGUGAUGAAGGGCCAGAUGAUGGAAAUGAUGGCUUGGAUGAUGAUGAUUUUGACAAACUAUAAUUUGACGAAUUAAUUUAGGGGAUUGAAUGAAUUAGUGUUGGCAUUUGGAACAAAGGAAUGUGGUGAAUGAAGCCAAAUGACAGAUUGGUGGUGGAACAAGAUUAGUGAUCAAGCAGUUGAAUCAUUCCAGGUAAUUUUGGAGUUCUGUUGAUUGUUUCAUUUGUUUAGGAUAUAUAUAUAUAUAUUUUUCUCAACCUGGUUUUUUUGUAAUUUUCAUAAUCUUCAUUAAAUGUUCAUAUAAUGGAUAUAUGUUUCCUUUGCUUC
Cynara cardunculus var. scolymus (artichoke) is the source of this 1217-nucleotide messenger RNA. RefSeq lists its product as uncharacterized. The transcript has 6 exons. The coding region runs from base 63 to 953 and encodes 296 amino acids. Lineage: Eukaryota; Viridiplantae; Streptophyta; Magnoliopsida; Asterales; Asteraceae. The record is from RefSeq and is a predicted model, not a curated record.